Messenger RNA from Cyclopterus lumpus (lumpfish), 870 nucleotides. RefSeq names its product C5a anaphylatoxin chemotactic receptor 1-like. Gene Ontology annotation, biological process: G protein-coupled receptor signaling pathway. Lineage: Eukaryota; Metazoa; Chordata; Actinopteri; Perciformes; Cyclopteridae. The coding region runs from base 1 to 870 and encodes 289 amino acids. Gene Ontology annotation, cellular component: membrane. The transcript has a single exon. Gene Ontology annotation, molecular function: G protein-coupled receptor activity. The record is from RefSeq and is a predicted model, not a curated record.
AUGCCGCCCAACGCCACCAUCCCUCUGUCGGUGGACUUCGACUCUUUGGAGGACUACCUCAUCUUCUCCUUCCACAUCCUGUUCGCCACGACCGCCGUGCUGGUCGCCGGCUCGGUGGUUGUCGGCAUCUCCUGCACGCGCUCCCUGCGGGGCCAGAACCGAUUCAUAUUCAUGCUCAACACGAGCGUCAGCGACACGCUGACCGGCUUCUCGGUCUACUACCUCGGCGUCUUCGACGUCCAGGAGGGCUACCCGUCCAGAAACGGGACGUACUACAUCCUGCCCUCGUUCCUCGGCGUCAACUUGCUGACCUUCCUCUUCGCGCAGUUCGACCGCUACUUCGCCGUGUGCCACCCGUUCUUCUACAACCGCUACGUGACGCGGGCCGUCGUCAUCGGGACCUGCGCGUUCUGCUGGCUCUACACCUACUCCAUCCUCACCGUGCAGAACAUGGUGCCUAUCUCGAAGGCGGCGCAGAUCAACGCGUUCGGCGUGAUGACCUUGCAGAUCAUCGUCCUCGUCAAGGUGUUGAUGACGAUCAAGCUGUACAUCAUCGCCAGGAGCCACGUGGCACGGGAGUCGCCGAGCGCGGAGCCCGACAACAAGAGGGAGUCGCUGCGCAUCAUCGUGUUCGUGGUCAUCUGCUUCCUGGCCCUGUGGUGUCCGUCCUUCAUCAACAUAAUUGUGAGGCAGCUGACACGGAAAGGCCUGAGGUUUAGAAACGAGGCCACCAAUCUGUUCGCCAGCAUGGCGCGCCUGAACGCGCUCGUGACCCCGGCGGUGUACGUCUGGGGCAGCCCGGCGCUGCGCGAGGCCAUGUGGAGGACCGUGUGGCGGAGGGUGUGUCCCUGCUGCCGGAGGGCGAUGUGA